GACCCAGCGCUGUGGCCGGUGAUACCAGCGCUACCAUCGUACGGGCGCGGCAGGGAGAUGCCCGGGCCGCGCUACAGCAGUCUGCUGCACUGCCACAACCUCACAGACGUUGUCAUCACCGGCGACCACGGGGUGAUCGACGGGGGAGGGGCGGAGUGGUGGGAGAGGAAGCGAGGGGGGGUGCUGCAGCACUCGCGGGGGGCGGUGGUGGAGGCGCUGUGGAGCUCUGCUGUCACCGUCGCCAACGUCACUCUCACUAAUGCCCCCGCCUGGGCUCUGCACCCCGUCUACUGCACCCACGUGCAGGUGUCCAACGUGACUAUCACCGCGCCUCCUGACUCGCCCAACACCAUCGGGAUUGUCAUCGACUCCAGUGAGGAUGUGCUUAUAGAGGGCGUGACGGUAACCACAGGGGGGGGCGGCAUCAGCAUAAAGAGCGGGUGGGACGAGUACGGGCUGGCGUUCGCCCGCCCCUCCCACGCUGUCACCAUCCACCACUCCCACAUCCAGACGCCGCUCGCCGCCGCCCUCUCCAUCGGCAGCGAGAUGUCGGGCGGCGUGCACUCGCUGCGCUGCCGCCACCUGUCAGUCUCCCACUCGCUCGCCGCCUUCCACCUGCGCACCGCGCCCGGCCGAGGGGGGUACAUCCGAGACGUGCUAGUGGAGAACGUGACUAUGCUGAAUGUGACUGUAGCGCUGGCCUUCCUCCCCACGUGCAGCAGCCACCCAGAUGACCGCUUUGACCCGUCGGCUCUGCCGCGCGUGGCCAACAUCUCCUUUGCUUCCAUCUCCGGCUCGGGCAUCUCGCAAGCCGGCAGCCUUAUUGGCCUGCCUGCAGCCCCCUUUAGAGGUGUCUCGUUAUCGGAUAUAAACCUGGAGCUGGUGGAUGGCGGGAAGGGCUUUAAGUGCCGGGAUGUGGAAGGGCAUGCACGGAAUGUGUCCCCUGCCAUCUGCCCUGAGCUGUCCACUUUAAAAGCUGACCCACUAAAGUGUAGAGGAUGUUCUUCCGUCAGGGAGCACGGUAAUGGAGAGGAUGAGCUGGACGCUAGAAGCAAGUGA
Messenger RNA from Closterium sp. Naga37s-1, 1059 nucleotides. The record is from the annotation of a GenBank genome assembly. Lineage: Eukaryota; Viridiplantae; Streptophyta; Zygnematophyceae; Desmidiales; Closteriaceae.